This is a messenger RNA of Papilio machaon (common yellow swallowtail), 1961 nucleotides long. RefSeq names its product cytochrome P450 6a2. Bases 293 to 1837 code for a protein of 514 amino acids. Gene Ontology annotation, molecular function: oxidoreductase activity, acting on paired donors, with incorporation or reduction of molecular oxygen; heme binding; iron ion binding. Lineage: Eukaryota; Metazoa; Arthropoda; Insecta; Lepidoptera; Papilionidae. The record is from RefSeq and is a predicted model, not a curated record. The transcript has 4 exons.
AGAAAUAAUAAAACCAGAUAUCCCGUCGAGGUCUUCCCAAACGGAGAGUACAAGGAGGUUAGAAGAGCAAGAAGUUGACUAGACCGUGUGUCGGUGGCGGAGCGGGGACACUUAUGCAGCUGUUGCUGGCGCAGGCGCUAGUAGAGUGGUGCGCUCGCGACUGCCCGCACGUCGCGCUCCUAUUCACAACGCCGAGCUGUCAGCUGAAUAAGGCUACAAUUCGCAGCACAAAAAACCUAACCGACUUUGUUUACAGUGGGAUUGGCCUUCGCUGUGCGCCGAAACCGCGGUCAUGCUGGGCGUGCUAUUGGCGGCGCUAGCGGCGGCGCUGGCCUGGUUGUGGGCCGUCGGCGCGCACAGCUACUGGCGGCGCCGGGGUGUCCGCCACGACCCACCGCUACCACUGUUCGGCAACAUUGCCAGAAGCUUCUUCAUGAAAAAGAGCAUGACAGAGCUCGCCGUCGAGGCGUACUGGAAGUAUCCGGAGGAGCGACUCGUCGGCUUCUACAGAGGCUACCGUCCCGAGCUCGUCAUCCGCGACCCCGAGAUCGCUAAACGCAUUCUGACGACCGAUUUCAUGCACUUCUACCGGCGCGGGGUGAAUUCGCACGACAAAGUGAUCGAGCCCAUGUUACGCAACUUGUUCUUCGCGGACGGCGACGUGUGGCGGCUGCUGCGCCAGCGCAUGACGCCAGCUUUCAGCAGCGGCAAGCUGCGCGCUAUGUUCCCUCUGAUAGUGGAGCGCGCGGAGCGACUGCAGGCGCGCGCGCUGGAGGCCGCUCGCGAUUGCCGCGAGCUGGACGCGCGCGAGCUCAUGGCGCGAUUCACCACAGACUUCAUCGGCGCCUGCGCCUUCGGACUCGAUUCGGACUCGCUCAGCGACGAGAACUCGGCUUUUAGACGGCUGGGUGCCAAGAUUUUUUCACCGUCUAAAAAAGUUUUUAUCACUGCGCUUCUUAAGCCGAUGUUCCCCGAAAUAUUUAAAUACGCAAAAAUUCAGGGAGCCGCCGAGCGGGGUAUCCUCCGCUUGGUGAGAGACAUACUGAGCCAGAGAAAUUAUCGACCGUCGAAGAGAAACGACUUUAUAGAUCUGCUCCUGGAGUGCAGGGCCAAGGGGCCCAUGGUGGGCGAGUCGAUAGAGCACUUCGCAGUCGACGGGACGCCGGCGACCGUCCAACUGGAGCUGGACGAGGAACUGAUGGCCGCACAGGUGUUCGUUUUCUUCGCGGCGGGCUUCGAGACCUCCUCGUCGGCGACCAGCUUCGCGCUGCAUCAGCUCGCCCACCACCCGGAGGAGCAGCGCCGGGCGCAGCGGGAGGUGGACCGCGUGCUGGCCGCGCACGACGGCCGGCUCAGCUACGAGGCCGUCAAGGAGAUGACUUACCUGGACUGCGUCCUCAAGGAGAGCAUGAGAAUGUUUCCUCCGCUGGGGUUCCUGAUCAGGCGGUGCUCGAGGCCGUACAAGAUUCCGGAGAUGGAGUUGACGAUCGAGGCGGGGGUCCGCGUGAUAGUUCCCCUGCAGGCGCUGCACAACGACCCGCAGUACUUCCCCAGCCCCGAGCGCUUCAUGCCGGAGCGGUUCCUGUCGAAGCGCGACGACUCCCGCGCCCGGGGACUCCACCUGCCCUUCGGCGCGGGCCCGCGGGCUUGCAUCGGCGAGCGGCUGGGACAGAUGCAGUCGCUGGCGGGGCUGGCGGGGGUGCUGGCGCGCUGUGCGGUGUCGCCGGGGCCCAGCACGCGCCGCAACCUGAGCAUCGACCCCAAGACCAGCAUCGUGCAGAGCGUGCGCGGCGGAGUGCCUCUCGUCUUCACCGAACGGGACGAUUACACUCGCUAGGUGUUCGUCAUCUCGGAGCAAAGCUUCUCGAAUCGUCAAAUGUACACACGUCACAUUUAACGAUAAACAGUUAUAUGAUUUUCCAUUUAUUUAUUUGUGAAAUUUGUCAUCUCCUUGGUUUUGG